Chelonoidis abingdonii (Abingdon island giant tortoise) is the source of this 2115-nucleotide messenger RNA. It is a transcript of the gene AIG1, whose product is annotated as androgen induced 1. The record is from RefSeq and is a predicted model, not a curated record. NCBI's taxonomy places the organism in Eukaryota, Metazoa, Chordata, Testudines, Testudinidae. Gene Ontology annotation, cellular component: membrane; endomembrane system.
CAGAACGCGGCGCGCCGCCGCGCGGGAAGCGCGCCGCCGCUGUCUUGCAGUUUGCAGGCCCCGCUUGCAAAGCAGCGACAUGGCGCUCGUGCCCUGCCAGGUGCUGAGAGUCGCCAUCCUCCUCUCCUACUUCUCCAUCCUGUGCGCUUACAACUCUAUUGACAUACCGGCGCAUCAGACCUAUGGAGGGAGCUGGAAAUUUCUGACAUUCAUAGACCUGGUUAUCCAGGCUGUCUUUUUUGGGAUCUGCGUAUUGACUGAUCUCUCCAGUCUUCUCACCAAAGGAAGUGACAGCCAAGAACAAGAAAGACAGUUAAAAAAGCUCAUUUCCCUCCGCGACUGGAUGAUGGCUGUUUUAGCCUUUCCCGUUGGAGUUUUUGUUGUGACAAUGUUUUGGAGCCUCUAUAUUUAUGACAGAGAAGUGGUUUACCCAAAGCUUCUUGAUAAUUUUAUACCAUCUUGGCUGAAUCAUGGAAUGCAUCAGCCAACUCUGAGGACAUUCCUCCCAGGUGAUGUUCUCCAUAUUGGAAAUGCCUCACUUGCGACAUUUUUUCAUGGACCUCCAUUGUGAAGCAGAUGAUAACAUAUGGUCUUGUGUAUUCAGGAAGUCUUAUGAGAAACAACCACAAACCUGAAGGGCAAUUCAAGCCCAUGUUGUUCUGAAGAAAUGUAGAUUUGCUGAAACAUGUGAAGAGGGGUUUUGUUUAAAAUCUUUGCACAUUGUAGCAUUUGCUGAAAUGAACUGCAUGCAAACAUCUGGGACAUUUUUAAUUUUCAACUUUAAGUAUCGUAGAAGGCACUUCUGAACGUCUUUUGUGAAGGAAUUGUUUGCCUUGUUAGUCUCUAUUUAUCCAAGUGUUACUUUGGCUGGGUCACAAGGGAGACUUCUUGCUGUUGGGCUUUUCACCAUCUUUUAAUCUAAUUUUAUCUGAUGUUUUACCCAUCAGAUUAUCUUCACCAGCUUUAAUUCUAAUUCAUUCUGAUGAGGUGCCUAUCAGAAUAUGAGGUUUGGGGGAUUUUCCUCUGGAGAGAAAUAUCUUCUGCUCUUAAAGUACCCCCAGUAUAUUAGCACUUUAUUUAUGGGUCUAUGAGCAGGCCUAUUGUUUUGACAUGGGAGGUUUUAGGAAGUGUCAUGGAGGUGUUUUUGGUGAAAAGGGCAGAAGUCAUGGCAAUAUAGUUUAGAAAAGUCAAAAGUUAGAGGCAUUAUUUUGUACUCAAAGUUUAUUCUCCCAAUUUUUAGUACAUUUUUAUAACUUUUGAAGAUAAGAGUUGCUUUAUUGGAACCGUGCUUUAUAAACCAAAGCCUGUAGAGAAGACUUUCAACCCUAAAGGAAUUAAAUCUGUCAGUGAAAGUCCAACAGAGAGCAGUUGAUGAGUUCCUGCUCUCUAUUGGCCUCCAAUUAAGUCCAGUGGCACAGCAUUCAAUGCUCAACAGCUGCCUCAAGCGUUAACAACUAUAGCUGGUUGGGAAAUGCUAUGAAACUGAACCAUUUGCAGUUUGGGGGUAGGGGUUUGUCUUAAGAUGAGAGAGAUUCAAUCAAAAUGAAAAUUUCCCACAUAUACGAAAAAUUGUUUUGGUCGAAAAGCCAUUUUUGUUGUUGUUUUUGACAAUAUUCUGACAACUCUAAUUAACUCCCAGUUAACAUCCUAUCAACCCACCCUUCAACUUGCAAAAAUUCUUUAGUGGGAAAAUUUAUGGAUAUGUUGUUGUUUUUUAAACAGGAGCAAUCAUGAAAUCUGUGGUUACCAAGGUAACCACAUAGGGACUCAACCCUGAUUAAUUAUGGUCAGUAGUAGUAUGGGCAUAUAUCCAAAUAUUUGAGGAUAUUCUUAUUUUAGAUCCUAAUUAGAGGAAGCUGGGGGUUCUUCCUUGGUGCAGCCCUAGAGAGGGAACAUCUUAUGCUAGUCCUACCUGGGGUUUUCAGGCCAGACAGAAAUAACUGCAUGUAACUCAAGGAGGGUCUGUUAAUGCCUCUGACAACAAUAAAAUGCAUCUAUAAUUUAUUAUGGAGCGGUGGUAGCAGAGCCUAAGAUGACGUUGGAGCUUUCAUCUUCUUAUAAGUCUAAUUUUUCAUUCUCUUUGUAUCUUCCCCCAAAAUAAAUUGAUUCCCCCUG